Molecule: messenger RNA, 1773 nt
Organism: Exophiala aquamarina CBS 119918
Lineage: Eukaryota; Fungi; Ascomycota; Eurotiomycetes; Chaetothyriales; Herpotrichiellaceae
Exons: 3
Coding region: 1-1773 (590 amino acids)
Molecular function (GO): dipeptidyl-peptidase activity
Source: RefSeq, a predicted model, not a curated record
AUGCCAAACAAGAUUCGAGACGACUUGCGUGUUGUGGAUUCGACUUUGUUUCCGUACAUCUAUGAAGAGAAUGUUACCAUCAAAUUGAAGAGCUUCGAUGGCAUCGUGAGAUGCAACAUUUAUCGACCCAAGACCGAAGAAAAGGUGCCUGUUCUUGUGACAUACGGUCCAUAUGGCAAAGACGUCCAUUAUAAGGAUUUUCAUCUCAAAUCAUAUGUCGAGGUCAAUCCAAAGCAUCAGUCUGCUCAUUCCUCGUUUGAAACCCCCGAUCCCGGUUUCUGGACUGCUCAUAAUUACUCAGUGCUUCGGGCAGAUGAAGUCGGAACAGGACAGUCGCCAGGUGUUCUGGACACCAUGUCAAGGUCCACGUCCGAUGCUUUCGCAGAUGUCAUUGAAUGGGCUUCGGAGCAAGCCUGGAGCAAUGGGAAGGUGGGCCUACUAGGCAUCAGUUAUUAUGCCGGCAGUCAGUGGCGUGUUGCUGCACGCCAACCAAAGGGCCUCGCUGCCAUCGUCCCCGUCGACGGAAUGGCCGACUACUACCGAGACCGGUGUCGACACGGUGGCAUCCUGACCGGCUUUCUCAAGUGGUGGUUUGACCGUCAAGUACUCUCGAACCAGUACGGUCUAGCCGGGAAAGCCAGCCGAAACUGGGGCCCUGAUACUAUUGAAGGUGACUUAUCUCAGGAGGAAUUGACGCGCAACCGUCACGACCAGACUUUAGAAACUGCUCAGCAUUAUUAUCGAGAUGACCCUUACUAUGUCUCCCGUGACUAUAAUAUCCAGGAUGUUGUCACACCUCUGCUCUCUUUCGGGAACUGGGGCAGCAUCAUGAUCCAUCUACAUGGCAACUACGAGGGGUUCCGUCUUGCAAGCUCAGAGAAAAAGUUCCUACGUAUGGUUGUUGGUCGGCAUGACCUACCUUUCUAUGAUGAUGAACACGUCGAUAUAAUAAAGGGAUUUCUGGAUGCCUUUUUGAAAGACGAGGACCGCGACGGCUGGACAGACGGCACACGACCCCCGGUCGACCUAGUCCUUCGCAAGGGAAAUGUGGGUUACAAUAACCCGAAAGCAGAAAGCGUUUUCAAGCGGCGAUUUGAAAACGAGUGGCCCCUCGCCCGUACAGAAUACACGAAAUUCUACUUAACUCCUGAUAAACAAAUGACUUUGGAGACUCCCUCCGUUCACUACGAUCGAGUCUCGUAUCUCGCGUUGGGAAAUAUCAGCAAUCCACAAUUCGUGCAAUUCACUUCACAUCCACUCCCAGCGGAGACAGAGGUCACAGGCUAUAUUGUAGCUCACUUGAAUGUAUCAGUCACGCCAUUGACGGGAGGAACAAUUCCUACUGACAUCGAUCUCUUCUUGACAUUGCGUCACUUUUCAGCCGAUGGGACUGAGGUGUACUAUACUGGAAUUACGGGAGAGCCGGUGCCGCUAUGUAAAGGCUGGCAGCGGGUUAGUCUCAGGAAGGUCAAUAUGGAGCACCCUUUGCAUCGCGAGUGGCUGCCAUACCGCGACUACUUCUCCACAGAUGUAUUACCCGUCUUGGUGGGCGAGAUUUACCCUGUCGACGUAGAGGUCUGGGCAACGAAUGUCAUAGCAGAGAAGGGCGAUCGCUUCGUUCUGGAAGUUGCCAGUGGAGACACCCAAGGAAGCGGAUUGUUUGGACAUGACACAACAGAGAGGUCUCCUGAAAGACUGGCUGGCAUGAACCAUAUCCAUUUCAGUCAGCAGUACGUCAAUUGGAUUACUUUACCGAUCAUCCCGGCCUUAUAA